UAUUUCCUUAUAUGAACGGACUCAGUAAAAUCUUUGAAAUGAUUGCAUGUUGCGUUUUUUAAAAUGUUCAGUAUACAUUGAGAUGACUACAUAGGAAAACAGAAGCUGUUUAUCAAGUGCUAGUUUUAUAGAUGCCUUUUGGUUUCAUUGUGAUCUAGACUUACAGAACAGUUCAAAGGUUGUAAUGAUUAGUCAAGCAUGUAUCUGGGCCGGUCUUAUUUGGUGUGGGACUGUAUAGGCCUUAGCGGAGUCAGUUUGUCCCCAUAGGGUGUGUCUCUAGUUCCAAUUACUGUUACAUCUGUUUAAAAGCUGACCAACUCUGGUAUUUGCGUGAAAAAAAAAAUGCAUGGUGUGGAAUGUGUCAGUGAACUCCAUGAACUGGCACCUUGUUUAACUCUGGUGCUGUGUGCCUUGUGUGCAUAUUGUUUGUUCUGUGUUCUGGUCAUUUUAAGCUUCUUCUAGUCCUGUUGUCCACUUUUUCUUCCCCCUUUUGUGUCUCUCACUGUGCAGGCAUAAUGUGCCUUUGGCCCCACUCCCUCUUCAUUUCCCACACUUCCUCCCCCUCUUUUCCACAUUCUCCCUCCCCAUUUCUUUCUCCUCAUAGCACUUUACAGUGGCACACAUCACUCAUUGUUGAAAUGGACCCACUGAACUAUAAUGUUCUGUAGUAUGCUAUUCCCCAAAAACUCCAUCUGUGUUUGAAUAACUUCCAUCUGAGGCAGCUAGACGGUUGGCCAGUCCGUUUCCUAGCCUGUGAUAUUGCCCAGCUCUUAUCUGGGAGGUCUGCAGAACACACUCAUUAGGCGUUCCCUCUAACUCCUUCUUGGGGUUUUCUCAUCUCACCAAAACUGUGUAAACAUAGCUGCAUGUUUUUACAGUGACCUGCGCCGAUGAGUUUCGCAACCUCAUUAUUUGACCUCUUUUAAGAGGACUAAGUUGAUAAGUAGACUAAGUAAUGCCACAAUGAUUCAUAUUAGGUUUAAACACACUUUCCUGUGAGGACCCAAAGCACAGCUGAGAGAUUAGAAGAUGGGCAAUAAAUUGGGAAAUCCUWUGGCUUGUUUUUCUGGGGAAAUUGACUCAUGCUCCAAAUAAUUCUGUAUCUGAUGCUAUGAUUUCUGGUAAAAUGAGUCAUGUGAGCAAGUGCGUUUACUACUCAUUAUUAAAUGCUGUUCUUCAGUUGAGGGGAACAUGAUGAUGAUCGUUUCUCAGUGAGGUUGGAAGGGUCUGUCUGGCCGGUUGAGGUGCGGAGGGGACGCCACAUACCUCGCCAGGAGUCUGACAGCCUGACAAACACCCCAUCCCCUUCCUCCUCCCUUCCUCCGCGAGCCGCCAUGGUGACACUCAUCACAGAGCAACUCCGCAAACAGAAUCUGGAGGAGCCCCCUUACCACAGGGCCUUCUCUCUCAACGUGUCAUUGCCUGAAGUGGGUUCCAGCCCCACUGUGUGUUGGAGUGGGUGUGGGUUGACUCCAGAGAGUAGUUGGUCUAUGUUCCCAUCCUCCAAGACCCACCUGCAGGAUGCCUCUGUCCUGUCCUCCCUGGACCCACUGGGAACACCUUUCCCUCUCCCCAGCACCUCUGUGACAGACCUGUCCCUGCAGAGCUCUCCGCCGCCGCCUCCCAAACGACACUGUCGCUCCCUCUCUGUCCCUGAGGACCUGUCCCACUGCCGCAGCCCCUGGCGCCCCAGCGCCUCCAAGAUCUGGACCCCAGUCAAGCGCCGCUGCUACAGUGGAGGGGGUGUGGCCUGCAUGGGUGUUGGCUCCUUGGUGGGUUCCGUACCCCUCCGAGGCCCCAGCUCCUCCCUCACCUCCUCCCUACACUCCUCCUCCAGCCCCACCUUCUUCAGCCUGGCCAUGUCCCCUGACUCCCCUCUCCCCUGGGGCUGUCCCUGGGACCAUAAUGACCUGCCCAGGGGGGGCUGCACUGGCUUCUUCCCCGCCCCCUCCUCCUGCUCCUCCUCCCCCGCCUCGCUGGGUUCCUGUCGGCCCUUGCUGCAACGCCGCUUCUCCCUGUCCCCUGUGCACAUCCUGCCUCCCCGGCCCUCCCCCUCUCCUGCUCCCGAUCUAGUCCCACGCUACCCUUCGAUGGAGCCCCCGGCCCCAUCUCCCUCAGCCUGCAGUUCCCCGUCAUCCUCGAGGCGUGACCUACCCCCCUGUCUCCCACGCUGCCACUCUCAGCCCUGUGACCUGCGUAAGCCCGGCCUGAAGAGACGCCAUGACGCGGACACCCUGCCCUACUACUUCAGGCCUGGCCUGGACUUCAGCAAGAUGACUCCGAUUCUUAGUGGGGAGCCCCUGGUGUGUGGAGCGGCUGUCUACACGGGGCUAGAGCCUGUUCCAGGGGACUUCAGAGGAGCCUUCUCCCCUGCAGACCUGGGAAGAACCAGCAUUGGACCGUUGAGUGAAAGUGAGGAAGAGGAGAACAUAAAUAUGGGUGCGCAAGAGGCCGGGCAGCAGAGUGUGUUUGAGAGAGACUGCACAGAACUGGACUUGAACCUUAUUGAGGAGAAUUGAAAGUUUAUUGGUGCUCCGUGUGUGAUUGACAGCAUUCAUCGUCAUAUUCACAUUACACCCCGGCCGAGCCCACGGGAACCUGCUGCCUUCGAAGGGGCCACAUUAGGGGCCCUUCAUAUCACUGGCUGACUAUAGGUUAUGGAUCAAUUUUACCAUUAGUGUAAUGCUAGAGCAACUUUGACAAGCUCACAAUAUUCAGCAUUUCAGGACAAUGAUGUUCUGCCUGUCCAUACUCUGUGGGUAAAUGUGUAUACCCAGAAACACAAUGGAGAUGGAUAAGACGUGGUGAUUUCUGAAGGUCAUACUGUAAUAGCCGCUUUCUAAUAAUACGGGUAGUAACGCUCUACCACUACUACAAUUAUAAAAAUGAUGCAGUUUGCUUGCGAUGGACACUCCUGUCGGCAGGAUACAUUACCGAACGUAUGGCCAGUUGAGUUGCCGAAGGCCCCCUGAAAAGCCUUCACACAUCGGCUUUCAUGGGUGUAGGCCGAACGCUCUGACGUGUUUGAUUUGGCCGGGUGGAAAACCCACACACCUGUAAAGGGAAUCAAGGAGGGACCCAUGUGCUUUCCUCAUAGCUGGCAAAUGUAUAUUUUGCUGCUUCUGUUUCCCUUACUACUUAGAUAAUGCAUUCAUUUGUUCUCCAAUUGGCUGAAUUAAAUAUUGUACAUUAAUCAUGUACAAAGCAGGUGUUUCUGCUUUCAUGGUUUUUGUUCAUAACAUCAAGAUGUUUUCUUGGUCUCCCAUAGAAAUGGAACCUAUAUAGUCUGUCCAUUCUGAUUCAGUUCCCCACUAAUGAACAGAUCACACUUGCACUGUAAUAGGAUUUGAAUAAUUGACUCGACGCUGCAGUUGGAUCCUUUAGGGCACAAUGUAAUGUACUGUACAGUGGUCACCUGUGGAAACCAUUUUGUGUGAGUGGAUGACUGUUUAGACAGGCAGCUCAGUUUCUUUUUCUUUUUUUCCAAAUAGUUUUUUUGACCAAUCAGAUGUUUUCACGGCAAUCUUUUGCAGAGCUGAUUUGAUUGGUCAAAAUACCAAUUAGUGAAAAAAAUAUCAGAAUUUGGGUGUCUGUCCAAACGCAGCAUUAGCGUGUGAGAAGGAACCAGUAGAGAUGCAGAGGAUUGGUGGCCUUUCGAGAGAUUAUUUUUAUUGUAUGUUUUCAGAUGGAAAUGUCUAUUUACACUUUGUGUACAAAUAAAGUUUAUUAGAGAUUAAUUUUGCAAAAAAUCA
This is a messenger RNA of Salvelinus sp. IW2-2015, 3752 nucleotides long. The record is from RefSeq and is a predicted model, not a curated record. Lineage: Eukaryota; Metazoa; Chordata; Actinopteri; Salmoniformes; Salmonidae.